Molecule: messenger RNA, 722 nt
Organism: Lynx canadensis (Canada lynx)
Lineage: Eukaryota; Metazoa; Chordata; Mammalia; Carnivora; Felidae
Gene: HIGD1C
Product: HIG1 hypoxia inducible domain family member 1C
Exons: 3
Coding region: 25-318 (97 amino acids)
Biological process (GO): mitochondrial respirasome assembly
Cellular component (GO): mitochondrion
Source: RefSeq, a predicted model, not a curated record
CCCCUACUGUUACUAGAGAGAAAAAUGUCUUCAGAUAACCAGUGGUCAGCAGAUGGGGAGGAAAGCCCACUCUCACGACUGAUUAGGAAAUCUAGAGACUCCCCCUUUGUCCCCGUAGGAAUAGCAGGCUUUAUGACUGUGGUGUCCUAUGGUCUUUACACGUUAAAGUACAGAAGGGAUCAGAAAAUGUCCAUUCAUCUUAUUCACAUGAGAGUUGCUGCCCAAGGAUGUGUUGUAGGAGCUGUGACUCUAGGUGUUCUCUAUUCUAUGUAUAAGGAUUACAUUAGACCUCGAUUCUUCAAUGUGUCCAAAAAAUGAAGCUACAUACAAGACAAGAAGGCUUCUGAAAACUAUUUAUUCUGAAGAAUAAAUUUUCAGUAUGUAGUAAAUUAUACUGCAAAAGUAUGAGACAGGAUUCGCAUAGCCUUGUAUAGCAAGUCUCAGUUGUUUAUGUUGAUUUCCAAAUCAAGAGUCAUAGUCAACUCAAAAAUAUCCUUGUUGUCUUUCAGAACCUAGGACAUGAUUUUCUGACUUUUAAAAUUUUUAUUUUCUAGUUAGUGGCAAAAAAUAAUCUAUAUUACGUCAAACCAAUCUGAAAAUUAGGAGUUAGUUAUGUAAUGGCUACAGAAAAAUUAUCUAUAUCUGUAUUAAAUGUGACGGUCUAGCCUGGAUGGCUCAGUCGGUUAAGUGUCCAACUUCAGCUCAGGUCAUGAUCUCGCAGU